AUGGCCGAACUCGUAGGCCUCAUCGCGUCGUCGCUCGCGCUCGCCGAGUUCGGCGCCCGCCUCUCCCUGAAGCUCUACACCCUCGCGCGCACCCUCGCCUCGGCCCCGGCCGACGCGCGCGCCCUCGCGAGCGACAUGUCCCUGACGGCGACCGUCGCGCGCGAGCUCGCCGUGCUGCUCGAGGCCGAUGCCGCGUCCGGCGCCACGGCCUCCGACGCCGCCGUCGCCGCCGCGCGGACCGCCGUCGGCGAGUGCCUCGCCGUGUUCGAGGAGGUCGACGCGCUGCUCGGGCAGAGCCUCGCGCGGAUGCGCGGCGGGCGCGGCGAACGGGCGGUCGAGAGGAUGCGCUGGGCGCUGGGGCGCGAGAGGCUCGAGGGGCUCCGGGACAGGCUGGAGAGGUUGAAGGCUGGGCUGGGGCUCAUGUUGCAGGUUUUGGGGUAUGCGCGGGACGUGAAAGGGCGCGCCAUUGACGAGGAGGAAAAGGCGUACAGGAGGCGCGUCAUCGGGAGCCUGGCCCUCCUGGAAAAGGAGAUGGCGGCCAGAGGAGGCGACAAUGGGCUGCCGCCGUACGAAAAGGACGGAGGCACUUUCGGCGUGCUCGGCACGGCAUCGCCGCCGCGCGAUGAGCAGGAGCAGGGACGGCCAAAAGUGGCAGGCGAGCUCCUCCUCGGCUGCAAGCUUCUCGAGCAGCUCGUGGCGGCCGACCCCCGACCCGAGAUCCCGACGGCGCAGUACCGGGAGCUGGCGGGCCACCUGCGUCGACUGGAGCAGGGCGAGGCGGCGCGACUGGCGGCGUCGUCCGGGGGUGUCGCCUCGUCCUUUGACACGUCCGAGGCCGUGAAGCGCUUGCACGAGCGGCUCAUCGAGGUGGCGGGACCGGCCGCGCCGGAGCCGGUGCCGGAGCCGGACCGAAAAGGCUACCGCGCCGCCGCGAGAACGAGGCCGCAUCUCGGCGCGGCGCUUCCGCCGUUCAGGCCGCCGCUCGACGACCGCACGCGGCCGUUCACGCCCUACUCGCCUGCGGUUCCGUGUGAAUCGGCGUCGCCGGGCUACUCGCCGGUCUCUCCGAGCUAUUCGCCUGUGGGCGGGAGCCCAUACGCAAGCGAUAUUAUAGCUCCUCCGCAGCACAUCACCUAUAGCGAGAUCAUUUUUCAUCACCCAUCGACGAGGAACAGAGAGCAAUCCUACACGAAAGUCGUCGAGGCGUCCUUUGGAGGUUUCGGUGAUGAAGAGGAUGAGGUCGACAAUGGUGUCCCCCAGAUGGAGGAUGAGGAAUUCGACGGCAGUGAAGAUGACUCGAAAAUCGUCAACGAGUUGCUGGCAAAAUGGACAACGAUGGGGGCCGCAUAG
Verticillium nonalfalfae is the source of this 1350-nucleotide messenger RNA. RefSeq lists its product as uncharacterized. The coding region runs from base 1 to 1350 and encodes 449 amino acids. The record is from RefSeq and is a predicted model, not a curated record. The transcript is spliced from 3 exons. NCBI's taxonomy places the organism in Eukaryota, Fungi, Ascomycota, Sordariomycetes, Glomerellales, Plectosphaerellaceae. Gene Ontology annotation, biological process: regulation of DNA-templated transcription.